This is a messenger RNA of Coccidioides posadasii C735 delta SOWgp, 1503 nucleotides long. The record is from RefSeq and is a predicted model, not a curated record. NCBI's taxonomy places the organism in Eukaryota, Fungi, Ascomycota, Eurotiomycetes, Onygenales, Onygenaceae.
AUGGCGCAGCGAUACAUCCACUUUGACGUUGAGGAGUUAGCUCGUGUCGGGGCGGCGGCUGUUGGUGCCAAAUCUUGCCUCAACAUCAAGAAGUACCCUGAUGGCAUGUACAAUAAAGCCUUUCUGCUUACUAUGGGCAAUGACAUGCAAGCUGUGGCGAAGAUUCCCAAUCCUAAUGCUGGGCUUCCUCACCUUACUACUUCCAGUGAAGUAGCGACGAUGGAAUUUGUGCGAAGCGUAUGCAAAACUCCUGUUCCCAAAGUAUAUUCAUGGAACUCGAGACCAAACUCCGUGGGUGCGGAGUAUAUCAUUAUGGAGAAAGUUCCAGGCGUGCCGCUAGAUUCAGUCUGGCCUAACAUGGAAAUUGGGGACCGCCUCGCGGUAGUAAAAAAUAUUGCUCGGUACCAAGAAGCGUGGAUGUCUGUUUCGUUCAAUCACUUUGGUGGUCUGUACUUUGCACAAGACCUCGACGGAUUUAGACAUCAAAGCAUGUCUUACGAGAAAGGAGGGGUCACACUAUUGGAUGGAAGGUUUGCCAUCGGGCCAUCCACAGCCAGAGAGAAUGUUGAUAAUGGGAGGAGUACCAUUCAAUUUGACUGUGGACCGUGCCGCCGAGAGAUCGCCUGUGUGAAAGCGCUUCCAAAUUUGCCCAAAUCGCCAAUUGCACUGUAUGGGCCAGGGACAUACCAGCCCACAAGAGCAAGGAAGCUCAAAGCUCUAGAGAGCUAUCUCACCAUGAUCAAAUAUCUGUGUCCAGUUGAUCAAUCUAUAACAUCAUCAUGUCUCUGGCACAGUGAUCUCCACGUGGAAAACAUCUUUGUGGACUCUAAAUCCCCCACAGAAAUUGUCGGAAUCAUUGACUGGCAAUCCACUGAGCUAGCUCCAUUAUUUAAUCAUGCACGCCAGCCUCACCUUCUGGAUUACGACGGCCCCCAACUUCACAAUCUCAAAAGGCCUAGCUUGCCCGAAAAUUUACCCAGGCUGGACAUUGAAGCCCAAAGGGAAGCCAAAGCUCUAUACUACAAGCAAGCCUUAUGUUCGUUAUACAGAACAUUUGUCUAUAAAACAAAUCCACGGCUAUACCGCGUGCUAGAAUACAGAGAAAGCCCUAGCUUUGACCUACUGCUCCUUGCUCGAAACCUUCUGAUCGACGGCGAAGCAACCUACCUCGCUCGGAUUGUUGAACUGGAGGGCACAUGGACAGACCUUCCUGGUGUUGCAACCUCAGAAGGCAAAGAUCAUCAGUACCCAUUCUCGUUUUCUAAUGAAGAAAAAGCAGAGAUUGAAAGAGACCUGAAUGGAUCAUCACUCGGUAUGCAAGCAAUGCAGAGCAUCAAGGACAGCCUUGGGGAUUUGUUUCCGGAGAAAGGGAUUGUUAGACCAGAGCAGUAUGAGAAGGCUAAGGAUGCUCUGUGUCAGGCCAAGGAAUUCAUCAUAAGAGAAUUCGCCCGAAACCAAAAUGAAGAGAAGGCGUGGGAGGAAGAAUGGCCAUUCAGUAGUUGA